Molecule: messenger RNA, 8493 nt
Organism: Limulus polyphemus (Atlantic horseshoe crab)
Lineage: Eukaryota; Metazoa; Arthropoda; Merostomata; Xiphosura; Limulidae
Product: TGF-beta receptor type-1-like
Exons: 9
Coding region: 381-1895 (504 amino acids)
Biological process (GO): nervous system development; activin receptor signaling pathway; cellular response to growth factor stimulus
Cellular component (GO): activin receptor complex; plasma membrane
Molecular function (GO): activin receptor activity, type I; ATP binding; activin binding
Source: RefSeq, a predicted model, not a curated record
UGAAAUCAUGUAAUUAAUCUCUUUCAAUAGUUACUUUAAGUUUAGUUGAUACAAAAAUUACAAAGAUUUAGUACUUGCGGGAGAAUUAUUAAGAGUUUUAAUAAGUAAAACCAUGCUUCAUUUCGGUGCUGCGUGUAUCUUGAAGUUAAACUUAAGGAGCUUGUGGAAGCAUCCGAGUAUUCGAAUGCAUGCUUCACACGGGAUCAGGUGUCUCUUGCUGAGUUUAUAUGUGUAUCAGUAGCCGAAAAGUUAACGGCAUCGCAUUCACAGGGAACUCUUCGAUUCGAUUAAACAGUAUGCGACUGGGACAGGACUGUGUGUUAUCGUGAUGUUACUUACAGUGCUAUAGUAAAAUAAACAGCGUGAGAUUUUGUUUCAGCAUGAUUUGUAAGAUUGUUGUUACAGCUCUGAUAUUCUUUGCAGAAAUCGGCUUAAAUAUUUUAGCUUUGAAAUGCCACUGUGACAGCUGCGGUAAAGAUACGAACAACACGUGUGAAACGGAUGGCGUCUGUUUUACAUCAGUCGCUCUUUCGGAAAGAGGCACCGAGUUUGGAUACAGAUGCAUUCCAAGGGAUAGUAUGUUUCCCCAGAACAAACCAUUAUACUGUCAAAAUUCAGAGCGUGCAAGUUCCCGUUUUGUAAUUAAAUGCUGUAAAGAAUAUGACUUCUGUAACCGUUUCCUCUCUCCAACACUAAUGCCCCCUACAACAGAAGCAAGCACAGUGGAAACACAAAGUAAACAGUUGGGUACAUUAGAGGUAGUUCUGGUUGUCACUUGUCCAAUAUGUCUGAUCUGUAUAAUAGUACUGAUUGUCAUCUGGACCUGCCAGCAGCGGCAGAGAUUUCAUCUGUAUCAACAACAAUUGGAGUUGAAUAUGGAUGCCCAUGAACCUAUGUUAGGGACCACCAUUAAGGAUUUGAUUGAAAUGACCACCUCAGGGUCAGGAUCAGGGGUACCAUUGCUUGUUCAGCGAAGCAUUGCUCGUCAGAUCCAACUUAUGGACGUGGUGGGUAAAGGCCAGUAUGGGGAAGUGUGGAGGGGAAGAUGGCGAAGUGAGCCUGUAGCUGUUAAAAUUUUUUCCUCUAGGGAUGAGAAGUCAUGGUUCAGAGAAGUUGAGAUAUACCAGACUGUAAUGCUUCGCCAUGAAAGUAUUCUUGGUUUUAUUGCAGCUGAUAACAAAGACAAUGGAACAUGGACUCAACUGUGGCUAGUCACUGAUUACCACGAGAAUGGAUCUUUAUUUGACUACCUGAACAAAACAACUGUUGAUAUAGCUACUAUGUGUAAAAUGGCUUACUCUAUAAUUAAUGGACUAGCACAUCUUCACAUGGAGAUAUUUGGAACACAAGGAAAACCAGCAAUUGCUCACCGAGAUUUAAAAACUAAAAACAUCCUUGUCAAAAAUAAUGGAACAUGCUGUAUUGCUGACUUGGGACUUGCUGUCCGAUUUGACUCAUCCACCAAUUCAGUUGACAUUCCUUCUAACCUACGGGUAGGAACCAAACGCUACCUGGCUCCUGAGGUCCUUGAUGAAACAAUGAAUCAGAACCAUUUUGAUUCUUUCAAACGAGCUGACAUUUAUGCCUUUGGACUGGUAUUGUGGGAGAUUGCUAGACGCUGUAAUGUUGUUGGUGGAAUGUAUGAAGACUACCAGCUUCCUUAUUAUGACAUGGUGCCUUCUGACCCUACCAUAGAGGAAAUGAGGAAGAUAGUGGCAACUGACAAACAGAGACCAGCUAUUCCAAAUAGAUGGCAAUCUUGUGAAGCUUUGCGAGUUAUGUCUAGGAUUAUGAAAGAAUGCUGGUACCAUAACCCUGCUGCACGACUAACAGCUCUACGUAUCAAGAAGACCAUAGCCAAUUUGAAGGCCCAGGAAGAUUUCAAAAACAUGUGAUUAAUGUGCUCUUGAAUAUACUUUGAAGAAUGAAUGUGGCAUUUUUUUAAAAUAAAUAAUUUGUUUGAAGAAUUUUGAAAGUUACAUACAUGUACAGUUUCAGUUUCAACACAUCUAGUAGGACAUGAGUUAGGGCUACAUAAAGGCUCUAAAUACCAAGAAUUGAUAUCCAUCUGUAUUAUAAGAAAUGUAAAAGCUCAGAGAAACUGUUUACUUCAAUAAGUCUUUGCCUAAAGCGAUGUGGUACUACAGAGAAACCUUAGAAUUUUGUAAUUGUUCAGUAAGUGAAGUAAAUAAACGGUGAAGUCAAAUAGUUAUCCAGAAUAACUGUCACAAAAGUGAGAGUUCAAAGAAAUGCUAAUUUGAAGAUCAUUAUGUGCUUCAUUGAAGAAAAAAUAUAAAGGUGGAACUGUAGAAAAUCUCCAAAUUUGAAGAUAAAGACCCAAAUGAAAAAUGGAUAAGUCAAAACACUAAAUUUACAGAACUUUUGUGUAGAUUUUCUGAAGCAAGUUUAACAUAAAAAAAAAACUUAAUUAAAACCCUUUCAUUUUUAAAGCAAGUGAAACUACAGAUGAAAUAGAAACUUGAAGGUUUGAGUAAAUGUUGUAAAAGGUCUAGAUGCACAGAAAUUAAAUGGUGAUAGAUUUUGUGUGUUUUUAAAAUAGGUGAUGCUAUAGAGAAUCUCUUAGACUUAAACAGAUAUGGUCAUUUUAAAUUCACUGCAGGAGGCUAAAGUGAAAUUCAGCUUUCAUUUUAGUGCAUGUAUUUUAAAGGAAGUUGAAGCUGUAGACAAAAUAUGACUGAGAUGAAGUGUUCAGUAGGUGAUGUGAAAGAAUGUCUGACCACAUAAAGAAGGUUUGAGCAUAGAAACAAAUUUCUUUGUUUACGUGAUUAGAAAAGGUGGGGUACAGUCAUAUAUUAGGAUUAAAUAAUUCUUGUUUAAGUAAUAUAAAUGAAGGUCAGACUCUAGUGGCUAAGUUGGAAGAAUUAUUCUAAAAAAAGGUUUUUAUUAAAAAAGUGAUCCUACAGAGAAAUAUAAUAAAAUUAUUUCUUAAAUGUCUUAAAGAAAAGUAAUUCAGCAGAGAAGGUUCUUCGUGUAAAUGUGAAAAAGAAAAAUCAAACUACAGGAAGGUUCUAAACUGCAAUGAUUAUUUUAUACAUGUUGAAGAAAAGAAGCCCUGAAGUGUGAGAUUGUUGUAUAUAUGUUAUGAAAAUGUACAGAAAAGUUUUAAACAAAGAUUGCUGUGUACAUGUGGCAGGCUACAGAGUAGCUCUAAACUUGAAGAAUUAUGAGGUUACAGAUAAACUCAGUUCUAAGGAUUUUAAUGUAUUUGUAAUGAAGAAAUGACAUUAUAGAGAAGCUUAAAACCUGAAGGAUCCUUGUGUACAUAAAGUUAGAAAGAAACUAAUCUUGAAGGGUUGUUGUCUAUGUAUGAUGAAGAAAUAUGAAAUCAGAAGAUUUUAAAACUUUAUGAAUUGUUGUGAACAUUUCAUAAAGAACUGUGAAGCUUCAGAUAAAAUUAACCGAAUUAUUUUUGUAUGCAUGGGAUGAAGAAAUAUAAACUUCAGAGAAGUUCUAAACUUGAAGGAGCAUUAUAUGCAUCUUAUGAAGAAACACUAAGAUACAUAGUUGCUCUAAAGAUAGUUUUUGGUGUACAUAUGAAGGAAUAUGAACAGUAGAGAAGCUGUAGGCUUAAAAGGUUCUUGUGCAUUUGUGAUGAAGAAGUAAGGGCUACAGAGUAGCUCUAAACAUGAAGGUUUGUUGUAUACAUUUGGUAAAUGAAUACAAGUAACAGAGAAGCUCUGAGCUGAAAGAAUUAUCAUGUACCUGUGAUGAAGAAAAAUGAGACUAUGUAUAAGAAGGGGUAAUAUUGUUUACUUGAAACAGGAAGCAACAAAAUAUUGCUGCUUGUAAGUGAAGUAAACAGAAUAUUAGAGCUCAACAGAAAAUUGUAACCAAAUGUGUAACUGGGAUAAACAGAUUAUUAAUAUGUGUGUGAAAGUGAAGUAAACAGGGUAUCAAAAUCUGCACGAUAGUUAGGCAGAUAGUUACUGUAUUUUUAGAAUGGACAUUAUUAUACUAUUAAAGAAAUGUAAUAUUCCAAAUGCUUUAGGAAGUUGGACCUUCCCUUUGCUGUCUGAAUAAAGAAAAAUAAAAUGUUAGGUUUUUCUUUUUAUUCACAUUGUAUGAGUUGCUGUGGUGACUUAUCUUGACAAAACAGAAAUUACUGUGAUAGAAUGUGUGUCAAAAGUGACAGUCAUAUCUUCACAGAAGCUAAUAAAACAGGGUGUUAAAUUGCAUUUUGAAAUAUGGUAGAUUUUAUUAUUACAUACAGGGUAUACUAAUUAAUAGCUUAGUUAGGCAGAUAAUUACUAUAUUUUUAGAAUGGACAUUAUUAUACUAUUAAAGAAAUGUAAUAUUCCAAAUGCUUUAGGAAGUUGGACCUUCCCUUUGCUGUCUGAAUAAAGAAAAAUAAAAUGUUAGGUUUUUCUUUUUAUUCACAUUGUAUGAGUUGCUGUGGUGACUUAUCUUGACAAAACAGAAAUUACUGUGAUAGAAUGUGCGUCAAAAGUGACAGUCAUAUCUUCACAGAAGCUAAUAAAACAGGGUGUUCAAUUGCAUUUUGAAAUAUGGUAGAUUUUAUUAUUACAUACAGGGUAUACUAAUUAAUAGCUUCAUUUUGAGUUUACUUACUGAUUAAGUAUUAUUUUAUUACUAGUUACAGCUUUUACAGUAAGGAAGAUUUGUUUUAGAAUAGGUACCAUCAAUCACUCAUGCGAUCAGUCUUGUGUACUUGAGAAUGAUCACACUAGUGAUUGAAACGCUGUACCUGUUCCAAAACAAAUCUUCCUUACUGUAAAAGCUGUAAACUAGGGUAUAUUAAUGUACAGAACACUGAUCUUUAUGUAAUAAGGAUUGUGAUAUAAUUUGAAUUUUUUGUUUUGGAGAGAUUUUUUGACAAUAUACACACACAACACAAGAAUAAACAGAAUACAACAAUCUACUUUUUAGUUAAAUGGAUAAGUUGUUAACUUUUCUGGAGUGCUGAGGAUAUUACAUGGGAUGUAACCUGCUUACAGUAUUAUGUUAUGGUCGAAGCAGGUAUCUGUUUUUAAGGACAAUUAGAAGAAUACUUUGCUGAGAAUAACUGUAAAGAAAUUACAUCAAUUUAUUAAUAAAAAUAUCUACAGUAUAUAGCUACUGUGAGUUAAUACCUAUAAGGACCUGAUCACUUUAAUUCAGCUAAGUGCCUUCAUUCAAAAAUGUUUGAAUGAUUUACUUAAAACUAGUUUACCAGGUGAAAAAGAUGUUUUUUUUUUGUUUGUAUUUUUAAAUAAUGAAAUAGCAUAAGAAUGGCCUUAAAGAUAGAGAAAAACUCGAUAAUGGAGGAAACAAGCCAAAUGAGUAAAAUAAAUUAGUCAAAAUGUGACUUUUGUAUGGUAUUAUGAUCUGUUUGGAUGUGUAGUAGUUUAAUUUUAUUGUUUUGUGAAUAAAAUAUUUUUUUAAUACUAUGGUAGGAUUUUGGAGAAAUGUAGUUAUUAUAUUACAAACGUUUUGUAAUAUAACAUCGUGAUAUGUUCAAGAGUGAAAUAAUCUAUAUAUGUAGUUGGGUAGGAACACAAGCUACCAAUAUAACGUAGUAAAGAAUGUAUUUUCGUAUGGCAAUGUACUGAAUUAACUGAGUAUUUUCAACUGUGAAAUAUAUUAUUGUAGUAAAUGUGAAAGAAAGUCUAAAAGAGCAUUGUUCUUCAUAAAGUAGGCAAAUUUCUGUUUUCCUCUUAUUGACUCUGUACUUAUAUUGGAAUUCUCCAUAAAUUGCUGAUAGUUAUAUUGGUUUUAUUUAGAGUUGCAAAGGUAUAAGGUUGUUAUUAGUUUGAUUUUUGGACCAAUGUUUUAUGUAAUUAUUUUCCUUCUUGUUAAAAAAUGUGUUGCAUAAGGAAUUAUAUAUUUUUAGAAGGCACUAUAAAAAUAUUAUUCAGUAAAUGUGUUAAAAUAUAAAUGCACCUGAAGAAGUGAAAUCUCAGGCUGAGCAUAAUACACACUUGUUGAUUAGCUUUAGCCAAAUAAGCUACCACAUCAUGAAUGCUUCAAUUUUCAGUUUAUAUCUCAUUGUUUAUUAGCGAUGAAAUUUGGUAGUAUUUUUGAGCUAUGCCAUUCAACUUGUAGAGUUGGGAAUACUUUUAUUGCCUAUUGUUUUUCUGGUAAGAAGUGCUGAGUUGAGUACUUAAGUAUGUACAUGUCAAGGACAGUACACCAUCCUUUUGUGUUAAGAAUUUAUCUAAAAAAUGCAAAAAACUAAGAAGAAUUACAUUUUGUGACCAUGCUUAUUGGGUAUAAAUGUGUUACGUGACUAAGCAUUGCAUCUCAAAUGCUGUCUCGCAUUAUGUGUUAGUAAAAGUGGAAUCUUUAAAGGCCAAUUGGCAUAGCCCAGAUUCUGUCAUUAAUAAACAACGAAAUGUGAACUGAGACUUCUAGCAUUUGAGAUGUAAUAUUUUAUUAGGCAAACAAUCACAGAUUUAAAAUAGUACCCAUCCUCAACCUUUACUUUUAUUUCUAAUAUCACAGGACAGUAGGGUACACUUAACAUUUUCAAAAGGUAGCAAAGAAUUUUGUUUUUUUCAGUGGAUGUGUUGUUUUUAGUAAAAGUAUUUAUUUAAUCUCAUUAUGUGAUAACUUUCAAUAAUGUUGACAGAUUUUAAAGAAAUACUUCUUUUCUGUUGUUUCAAAAUAAAAAAAUUUCCCACAAAAUGUUGAAAAUAAAAAGAAGUACUGCAUGGCGUGAACAAUGGAUAUGCAGAGAAUUGAGGUUUGUAAAACUAUUAAGACAGAAUAAUCCAUAACAGUGAAAUGAUUUUGAUAUAUACAGAUAUUAUUUUAUGGAAAUAAUAAGGUCAAACACCUAAAAUUGGUUAACAUUUGUAAUUUCUCUUCUUUAUUCCAGUAUUUCUUGUGUCAAAUAAUCAUAUAUAUAGUAUGAUUAUUCUUUAACCCAUUCACUGCAGCUGGGAUGUAUAUUUCCCAGUGCUCCCACCCCCUCACACUGCGACUGGGAAAAAUGUUUCCCUUUGUCGAUGCUGUUACCUUCCUCUGCUGGGUCCAGGUUCAUUAUCUUAACUAUCAUCACUAGAUGGAGAUCUAGCAUCCUCUUGUUUCAUUGCCUCUUUAUCAUCAUGCAUUUGAACACCACAUGACUCACUUUCACUGUCUGCUAAGCAAUUUAAGUCAAGUGCAUCAAACAUAUUAAUAUAGUGAUUAGGGUUACUACUUGCUGCUCUAGUGAUGAAGGCACACAGUUGUCAUACAUUCCGCUUAGGCAUCUUGUUGGUUACUAAAGGGCAGAGUGUAAAACAUUGAGGGAAACCAUAUAUCAACAUUAUGUGGGAUGACAAUAAAUACUUUCCAACUCAUUUUACUCCUAUACAUCACAUGCGACAAUUUUGAAUGACGAUGGGAAUCAUUUGUGUUAGUCUCGGUGUGAGCACUGGGAAAUGUAUGUCCCAGCCACAGUGAAAGGGUUAAUGAAAUGCAGACAUUUAUUACUUUUCAACAUAUUUCAAUUUGUUCUUUUAUUAAAUAUUCUUUAAUGACAGAUUAACUAAUUGCAAUCCAUGGCUGUAGUACAUAUUACAGUUAAAGGCUUCAAAUGUAUCGAUUGGAUAAAUUGCAGGAUUCUCAAGGAUAUUUACUAUAUACAGUGAACUAAUAAAUUAUAUGAUCAUAUUAAAUAAGUACUUAUCAAGUGUGCACUGUAUAGUUUGUGAAGGUAGUGGGGUCAAUGAAAGUGGUUAACUUUUUAACUAGUAAAUCCUAGGAAAACUAAUAGAAUUUGAGGGUACUCAGUUACAAUUACUGAAAAACAGAUCAAUUCAGGAGACAAGAUCUUCUGGAAUUUCCAAUUGAGAAACUAUUUGAAAAAAAUGCUCACUCUCAAUGACAUAACCACCAGAGGUCUACUAAGUGUCUCUCAGUCAUUUUAUUAUAGUUUUGUGUUUUUCAUUUGUUUAAUAAACUUUUUAGUAGAAGACCUGCUUUAAGUAAGACUGAUAUUUUUACUAUUUUUCUUUUUAUAGUUUUUUUAAAAAAAUAUAAUUGUACUGUUUGUCAGUUGUACCAUAUCCACUCGGAGUUUUGGUGAAAGAAUAUUGUUGGCUUUAUUUCCAAGGACAUUUAGGUUAUGUUGUACAAGUUGUAAUAUGUCCACUCCAAGUUUGAGUGAAAGAACAUUUUGGUUUUAUUUCAAAGGACAUUUAGGUUAUGUUGUACAAGUUGUAAUAUGUCCACUCUGAAUUUGGGUAAAAGAACAUUGUUGGUUUUAUUUCCGAGGACAUUUAGGUUAUAUUAUACAAGUUGUAGUAUGUCCACUCUGAGUUUGGGUAAAAGAACAUUGUUGGUUUUAUUUCUAAGGACAUUUAGGUUUUGUUGUACAAAUUUGUCAUAAUUGUAUGCUUGUCUGUUUUUUUUUCUUUUUGUUAAAAAAAACCUUCACACUUUGAAAUAUAAAUUUUGUCGAGUUUAUUGUUGACAAUUUGAAGAAUUGCUAAUAAAAUGAAAGUGUAUUUGAAAAGUAGAGAUAAAUACAAUUGUGUACAAUGUGAA